This is a messenger RNA of Andrographis paniculata, 2646 nucleotides long. RefSeq lists its product as uncharacterized. NCBI's taxonomy places the organism in Eukaryota, Viridiplantae, Streptophyta, Magnoliopsida, Lamiales, Acanthaceae. The coding region runs from base 136 to 447 and encodes 103 amino acids. The record is from RefSeq and is a predicted model, not a curated record. The transcript is spliced from 2 exons.
UUCCCAACUCAAACUCAACCAAACAAAAGAAACACACCACCCCAGAUACUUCCAGUAGCGACGAGACUGACUGCCGUCGAUUAAGAAACAAGGUUGGAAGAAGAGAAUUACGAAUUACCUCCUCGAUCGAAGGCCAUGUUUUUCUUCUUUGUUGGAGGAGUGGAGCAGCAAGCAAGGCAGGUCCUCAAGAGCGGCAUAGGGAAGUGCAUAUCGUGCGGAUCGCCCGCCGAUCUCGUCGAGUACGAUAAAGUUCUCAAGCUGUUCUUCGUGCCGGUGUGGCGCUGGCCGGGAAAACACCCUCUGAUGCACUGUAAGGAUUGCAGGAUUUUUUUCCCGCCCUCGCUGGACAAGGCGGCGGCAGUGGACGCAGCAUUGAGGUGUCAGUUCUGCGAUCGCAAGGUGGAUCCCUCCUUUAGAUUCUGCCCCUUCUGCGGCUCCGCCCUGUGAGUGAAUCUGAGGUCAGGUGCUUUCGUUUGUGCGUACUAGUUAGGGUUUUAUUUUUGUUAAUUUGGGUAUCUAAUAGAGUUGAGUUGAUGUUGAACAGAAGCAAUAAAUAGAGAAAAUUAUUACUGUCUACACUGGCGUUUUAUUGUGUUUGGCUCUUUUAUUUCGUUCCAAUCACAUCCUCCAUAGGAAAACAAAAUAGUUCAAUUAUUGCACGUUCAACAUAGAAUUGUGAUCAAAGAACAUCCAUAUCCAUAUAUGAAUUGCUCUGACCUAGAAAGAAUUGUGUUUCUACCACUAAUCUGGAGUGUUCCCUAGUUCUAUCACGCUCUUGCUUCUUGAGAAUAUCCUCCCAAAACUGCUCAAGUUCUUGGCAGCAGUUGUAUGGCUGGUUGAUAGUGCUGAUGGAGGUGGGAUUCGAGACGACGACGAAUCCCUAUUCUCCAGCUGCCUAUAGUUCUCAAUUGACAAUUUUAACUGAGCCAAAUCGUAUGUUGGUACAAUGAAUUCUCCACCAUUGCCUGAAGGCAAUGCUCCUUCAGAGGGGCCUGGAAUGUUUGAAGUGUCAAUUAGAAAAUCUUCCAAUGCUGCAAGAGAUUGAAGCUGCCGUCCGAGAGAUGCAAUCGUUUUCUGGCACUCGGCGAGCUUGUCUGAUGCUACAGCUAAAUCCUCCUGUGGUAAACAAGAAACAGACAACGGCAGUUCAUUCCAGCUAGUUCAGAUGAUAGCUUCCUUUCAUCUUCUAUUUCUGCUUUUAACGAAUUGAUGUUGGAAGACAUUGCGCUUGCCUCUGUUUCCAUGGCGACAAGCUGCGAUUCGAGUAACACUUUUGUUUCAUUUAAUGCAGCUAAAUCUUUCUGUAGCUCUUCCAACGUAGUUUCCGUUUCAGCAACUCUGCUCUGUGCCGUUUUCAGGUGAUCAACACUCUCAUCUAAAGCAUUUUGAAGCCUUAAUUUCUCUGCCUCCAACUUUGUCGCCUUGUCUCCCAAUUCCGCUACUUGUUGUGCCAUGGAGUUUAGCUCAUCUUUGAAUACAUUGUCAUCCUGAACACAUUCUCCAGAAGCCAACUCUGAUGCAGAAAAUGAAAUAAUAUUAUUAGUCUCCGACAAUCCAGCAAGACGCUCCAUCUCAAGAAAAUCAUCCAUCAUGUCGAUUUCAAGGCAGCAAGCUGAAAGAUUCUUCGUUGGUUCAUAUCCAUUUGCUCCUGUUUUAACAGUCUCUUCAGUAUCCAAGUCUAUGGAUUUCUGCCUACUGCCGCACUCUGAUAAACCGUCUGUUACAGCACAGGAGGAGGAAGCAGCCGCAAACUUGUGAUUGCUGUCUGCUGUGGAUGAUCUUCGAACCAUUGAUCGAAGCAUUCUGCACUCUGUCUGAAGCUUAGCAACCUUCUUUAUGCUCGCCAACUGCAACUUGCUUGCUGUUUCUGCUGCUUCAGUGCUUAAAUCUCUCUCAAUGGCAAUAACUUCCAGCUGUUUAUGACGGGACAUGAGUUCUUGCCGGAGGGAUGUGUUCUCUUUCUCUAGAGCCUCAAUCACUAACAGAGUAUCAGGAUCAAUGGCAGCGGAAUUUUCAGCUCUGGAAACUUCGACUUGAGCCUGGAGAUGAAGGAUUUGCUUCUCGAGCUGAAUCUUUUGGGACUCCCAAUCGCCGUUCUUCUCUGGCGUAGCAUCAUCCCUUGCUUGUCUCAGCUGUCUUACACAUUCCCUGAGAGCACUCUCGAGAUGGCUGGCUCUCACUUCCAGGCUUAAAUUGUGCUGCACCGCAACAUCAAGCUGCUGCUUAAGCGCAGCCACUUCAUUUUCAGUCUUCUCCCACCCUGAGAAAGAUACAAAGGAUUUGUUACAAGCUCGGAUAUUGGCAUCAAGUAUAAACUCUCAUUGCCUGCUUCGGUUACCAGCAACAGCUUCUUCAGCAACUCUGGUGUGCUGCUUGACGAGCUCUUCAUUGGCAGAGAUGUUUACCAGUGCAGCGGAUAGCUUUUCCGUUAGAGUCUUGAUGAUAGUUUCCUCCAUUUCGCUGCCAUCGGUUUUAGGGAUCGAGAUCACUUGAGGAGAUUGUCUCAAUCCUUCCUGCUCAGGAACAAUGUGCAAGGUUACAUAUAAUUAUAUAAAUUGCCCCAACAUUAAUGUAGAUGAACAUUUAUUAACCUGUUGCUCGUCAGAAUGUGAAAAGGAUGAUCCAUUGCUUUCGCUUUCGCUUUCA